AGCGAAGCUACUACUAAUAUUCAUAUUGUGUUUAGUAUCGUCUUUUUAAAAGCAUCAGUAUGAUUGCAGCAUCAGUCUGUCAAUAGAGUGAGAUUUGUAUCGUCUUCUCAUUUUUUAGCAUCAAUCAAUAGAGUAAGUGUAAGAUUUGUGAUUUAAACCUGGUUCCUCGAUUAUACUAAUUGGGUUGAGAGCCGCCGCAUCUAAGCAAUGAAAAUGGUUUCCACAACAUACUUUUUUCUUUCUUGGCUGACAAGUAGAUGACCGGGAUGAGAAAUGCCGAAAGAACAGCACGGGUAUUAAUUGGAAAAGUAUCGUAGUAACUAGUAGUAUAAAUUGCAUUGCAAAUUAGCUCAGUGCGACAAAUGCAAUUUGUAAUGCUGUUUUACCUGAGGACGAAGAUUUGUCAUGCAUAUGUGCAAUUAGUACGGGCGCGAUACUUUUGCAGAGCAUAACGGAGCAAGGAGGAAAGCUCAAUCCCCACCUCGGCGUUCGAGUCCAGCGUGGAGCAGCCGCAAGACCCGCAAAUUAAGGACGACCCACCAGCAGCGGCCGGCAAUCCAGCAGGUGCAGUUUCGGUUUCCAGAACUCAGCAGAAUGUAAUAUCCUCGCAACUCCAUGCAGAAGAACCGGCAGUGCGCCGCGAAGGAAAUGUGGCGCAGCUGCUGCCCCUGCCCGCUGCGCGCGAUGAU
Messenger RNA from Amoebophrya sp. A120, 689 nucleotides. NCBI's taxonomy places the organism in Eukaryota, Dinophyceae, Syndiniales, Amoebophryaceae. The record is from the annotation of a GenBank genome assembly.